AUGUUUGUUCAUCUAGCUCAAAGGAUGGCAGAACGACUUGAAGAAAAUUCGGAACAAGGAGGUACGCUUCCAUCUGAGUUGUAUAUUGUGGAUGGCGCCCAGUUUGAUUUUGGCUUUAGUCGAACGGUAGAGCGCUUGCAGCUUUUGCAUUAUGACACAUUGCUGGAUGGCUACCUUGCAAAAUCACAUUAUGCUUUACGAAAAGCUCUUGCGAAGAUGACGCCUGUUGUCGAUGUGUACCAGGUUGUUUUGAAAUAUCGGCAGUGCUCACCCAGAACUAUCUUCCACAUAAAUUGGGCCAUGUCAGUCUGCAUUCUAUUGAACGCUGUGGCAAAUUUAAAAGAAAGAUGGAACAACCCCGGGUCGCUGUUUGGGGAAAUUGGAGAGGCUGAGAGGAGAUGCGUUGAGCAACUGAAAACAAGUUGUGUUUUAUUGGAAAAAUCAUCAGGCAUGUUUGAUUCGCAAGAGAUAGAGGCUGCUCGCUCCAUCUUAGAGUUGAGGUUCAACUCUAUUAUUGCUAGGAUAUGGGGCCUCGGGCUUUUAUAUGCUUCAGUCCUUAAAGUAAGGUCUUUGGAAGGCGGACUGAAAUGGGACCACGAGAUUGAGAGCCAUGAAGCAAUUCAAAUCAGUGAUCAAGUCGGAGGAAGCAGAGAAAAUAUGAUCGCAGGCACAGCAGAACCAUUUGCUAUGGCAUUGAGUCAGCUUGGAAUCAAGUUUCCUGAAAGACUAACAAGUCUUUUGGAGAUCUUCAUUAGGUGCACAGAUUUGAGGCUUGCAGACACAAGCUUUCGCCCUCCACUUCAACAUCUUGCUCUGGAGGUUCUCACACAUUGCAAAAAUGUUGUUGAAAACAAUCUUGUGCAGUUGAAGUGUUUUGGACGAUUGAACCCCGAAUUUGAGAAACAGCUCGAGCUGUUUACCAUAUGCGCACAGCGAUUUGAUUCUAUGAUUGCCGCGCCGUGGACAUCAACCGAUGUGGCCUUUGCUAAUGGCUGCGUCUAUGCCGUGGGCAGUAAAAUAAUAUCGGGCUUUUGUCAGGUGAUGAGAACGGCGAAAGAAAACCUUUCGAGGCGAAUUGAGAGGCAGGAGAGUCAUCACGGAGAGGAGAGACAGGCAGGAGAGGCAGGAGAGGCAGGGAUGGAAUUUUCGCCCAUGUACUCAGACAUGAGUGAAGGCACUUUCUUUGACUUGACUACGUCAACUGAAGCAUGGAAUAUGUGGCCUUAUCUUGGAGGAUUCGACCCGCUUCCCAACCCACUGGAGCUUUAUAACUGGAUCGAAGGCCAGAACACCAAUGUUGAUCCUGGGAGUAUCCCAUUUCUAUAA
This is a messenger RNA of Penicillium griseofulvum, 1326 nucleotides long. RefSeq lists its product as uncharacterized. The transcript has a single exon. Lineage: Eukaryota; Fungi; Ascomycota; Eurotiomycetes; Eurotiales; Aspergillaceae. The coding region runs from base 1 to 1326 and encodes 441 amino acids. The record is from RefSeq and is a predicted model, not a curated record.